AUGUUGAAACCACUUACGGGAUACACGUUAGAAGACUCGGGUGUGGAGGCCUUGGGGGUGAGUAUUCCUCCGCAAAGAUUCCUAAACGAUGAUCAUAUCGACCUCGAGCCUCUGUUCCACAUCAAGGUCAAAUUCGGUGGAUCUGAGUUCAUGAUGUACACUACACAAGAUGGACAGGUCGUCACGGUCGACAACCACCCCCUUCCUAUAGUCGAUGGUCACGAUAUUGCCACAGCCACCAGUGUCCGCACAUCUUCUCAAGAACCACUAAUCGAUCUUUUAAUCUUAAUCGGCAAAGAGCACAGCGGCGAUCAACUCAAACAUAGUUUUAGCCUCGUUCCCGACGCCCUCGUUUGGUACGUACGAAGGCCUGUGGAUCGUUCCAAAGAGUUCAUCGGCAUUCUUCAAUUUGCUUCCGCCGACACUAUUGUACCCGGCGAUUGGGGACUGAGAAACAGAGACCUCACGUUCACGAAUGACGAGGGUGUUGUGCGCACGGCGAAGCCACUACUUAAAGCAUGCUGUUGCUUGGGCAGCAGCGAGGAUGCUACUCCAUGGUACUGUUCGACUAUCACAAUCUUAUCCUUGUCACGCGCAGCAAGGCUAAGAAAAUACACGCAAGCAUAG
Molecule: messenger RNA, 627 nt
Organism: Alternaria atra
Lineage: Eukaryota; Fungi; Ascomycota; Dothideomycetes; Pleosporales; Pleosporaceae
Exons: 1
Coding region: 1-627 (208 amino acids)
Source: RefSeq, a predicted model, not a curated record